Messenger RNA from Varroa destructor (honeybee mite), 7569 nucleotides. RefSeq names its product carboxypeptidase D-like. The record is from RefSeq and is a predicted model, not a curated record. NCBI's taxonomy places the organism in Eukaryota, Metazoa, Arthropoda, Arachnida, Mesostigmata, Varroidae. Gene Ontology annotation, molecular function: metallocarboxypeptidase activity; zinc ion binding. Gene Ontology annotation, biological process: protein processing; peptide metabolic process.
UGAAUUGGCGGCCACCAAAUGUUGCUGUCGCCGCAAGUCUUGUGGAACACUGGACCUCGAUCAUCAAGAUCGGAAAUGCGGCAGAGUGCUCAGGCUGGGGCUGGACGAGCUCACCAGACGCUAGCAGAGCCUAAAGCGACUCAGCGUGUUUGUGGCCGGACCGUUGUCCGGGGGUCGACCAGCUGUUCGCGUCUCCUGUUUGUAGGAAUAAUCCCUAUACUCCUACUGACCGAUCAGGUUGUCCAGGCAAGUGGUAGCGAUGUGACAACGCGACUCCAUUUCAGCAAAAAAUACUUGCCGUACAAUGAGACGAUAGACCUUCUGUCGAAUAUUGUCCGAAAUCAUUCUGCACUAGCAAAGUUAUUCAGUAUUGGGAAAUCCGUUGAAAAACGGGACCUUUGGGUUGUAAAGUUAACGACUGACCGUUCAGUUAAGCCUCCUCUGAAACCUCUCCUAAAGCUUGUCGGUGGCAUUCACGGCAAUGAGGCGUUAUCGUCACAAUUACUGCUGAUGCUUGUUGAACAUCUACUCGAUCAAUUCGGCAAAGACAGCCGGGUUACCCGGCUCCUCAAUCAGACCGAAUUGCACAUAUUGCCCAUUGCUAAUCCGGAUGGCCGUGAGCUGGCUCGUGAAGGAGACUGUGAUGGAGCCGGUGGAGAUGCGCGUAGUACGGGUCGAGAGAACGCCAACGGAAUAGACCUCAAUCAAGAUUUCCCCGGACCCUUCGACAGUAACCAGGACGCCUGGCUGAACAAGCAAAACGAGACGUUAUCCCUGAUGCGGUGGACCGUCGCAAACCCAUUCGUGUUAUCGGCAUCGCUUCACACCGGGGGUCUUGUCGUAGCCUACCCGUACGACUCACUGCCACCUCCACCAGCUGACCGAAAGCCAAGUGUCGUGGGACAGAAGAGUCCAUCCCCAGAUGAUCAGUUGUUUCAAUAUCUAGCUCAAAUCUACUCGAAGAAUCACCCCCGAAUGCUGCGAGGCAGUAGCUGUGACGAGGAGAGCAAUCACUUUGAGAAUGGAAUUACAAAUGGCGCCGAAUGGUAUGCACAGAAAGGUGGAAUGGCCGACUUUAACUAUGCCUUCAGCAACUGCCUGGAGACGACCUUAGAGUUGUCCUGCUGCAAGUACCCAAACGCGUCCCAGUUAGUCCAGGAGUGGAACGACAACUGGCGUAGCCUUAUCGGUUACAUGGAGCAGGUUCACAUGGGUAUUAAGGGAUUAAUCCGUAACCGGGACUCAAUGGCUCCUGUGAAGCAGGCUACCGUUGCGGUAGAGGGAAUUAAACACAACGUUACCUCGAGUCUUCGAGGGGAGUUUUGGCGUCUUCUACUGCCUGGCACCUACAACAUCACGGUCACAGCUCCUGGGUAUAAAACCUUACUUAAGCGGAACGUGUCAGUCCGCACAGGGGCGGCUACUACAGUGGACUUAAUACUGGAACCGCAGGUAGCAAACACGGUUCACAAGGAGUCGUUCGAUGACACCGACAAGACGAUGGAGAAAGAUAUCGAUGAUUUUCUCUUUGCCACGCCACCUGAGUUCCGGCACCAUAACUACAAAGCUUUGACCGACUUCCUGCAUAUGCUCAACGAAAGGUUUCCUCAUCUAACAAGGCUUACCUCUAUAGGAAGGACCGUCGAACAUCGCGAGAUGUGGGUUCUCGAAAUCUCCAACCAGCCUGGAAUACAUGAACCGGGCGAACCGGAAAUGAAAAUCGUUGCUAAUAUGCACGGAAAUGAGGUUGUUGGUCGCGAGAUCAGCCUCCUGAUGGCCCAGCUUCUGUGCGAAGGGUACGGCAAGACUUCGCGUAUCACUAAAAUCAUCAACAGUACAAGAGUUUUCAUCAUGCCAUCGAUGAACCCGGAUGGAUAUGAGAAGGCCAAGGAGGGAGACUACGAAUCGUUAACUGGUCGAACGAAUGCGAAUAAUGUUGAUCUCAAUCGUAACUUUCCCGACCAGUAUCUUGGUAAUCAGACCGAAGCCGGAAAGGAUAAAUUCGAACCGGAGACAUUGGCUAUGAUGUCAUGGAUAACCUCGAGGCCAUUCGUACUCUCCGCCAACCUUCACGGAGGGGCUCUUGUAGCCAAUUAUCCUUAUGACGGAAAUAUUGCUAAGGUCGAUCACAUGUACAGUGGAACUCCGGACGACAAUCUGUUCCGUAUGCUGGCCCGCGUCUAUUCGCGAUUACACCCGAAGAUGCACAUGGGUGAAGCGUGCGCCAAAGGCUUCAAGGAUCGCUUUGAUGAGGGCAUCACAAAUGGCGCACAAUGGUACAUCCUAUAUGGGGGCAUGCAGGAUUUCAACUACCUGCAUUCGAACUGUUUUGAGCUUACAAUCGAGAUGGGCUGUCAGAAGUUUCCGUAUGCGAACCAGUUGGAGAAAUACUGGGAUGAUAAUAAGAGGCCCUUGCUGAAAUUUAUCGAGUUAACUCAUAUCGGUAUUAAGGGCUUCGUGCGCGACGAGUCCGGCCGGGCCCUUCGAAACGUGCCGAUCCAUGUGAGCAGCAUCAAACACGACGUUAGGUCAGCCGAAGAUGGCGAUUACUGGCGACUUCUACAGCCUGGAACCUAUCAGGUUUCCGCUGUGGUUGACGGAAUUCAUGCUGACACAAAGUCGGUGACUGUACCUGACGACCAGGAAAAGCAGCCCGUAUUGGUUGAUUUUAAGGUCAACGUCGAAGAAGUCCACUGGGCGAAGGAGAAUGAUUUUUCAAUAGCUCAAAAUAUGGCUAGAAAGUAUCUCACGCUUGCGGAACUCAACAAUGAAAUGGAACUACUUCGUGCUGAUAACCAAGUGAUUUUCAAUGUGAAACAAGCUUAUGACGAGGGAAAUGGAAGAAGUAGCUUAAAGGUUCUUGAGUUCAUGCACAUCUCCAACGAGAUGAAUUCGGGUGCCAAGCCGCGCGUACUCCUCUUGGGAGGUUUGCGUAGUUCACAAGCUGUUGGCCGAGAAAUCCUCAUGAAGUUUGCACGGCAUUUGGCGGAAGGCUACCGCAAGCAGGUGAAGCAGUAUCGGGACCUGAUUGACAACAUGGUCAUUCAUAUUGUCCCGUACGUGGAUUCGGUCUGGAGUCCGGAAAACGGCGAUGACUCGGGGAGCUGUGACGUCUCCAUUGAUUCGAAUGACGAUGUUAAUCAUUUGUUCUCCGCUGGCAAUCGUUCUGAUCCUCGAGUUCGCAUCCUCAUCAAGCUGUUUGAACAGUUCGGUUAUGCCGCUGCGCUAAACCUCGAAAGUGGAGCAAUGGGUGUUCGCCUGCCGACCUUAAAUGAGUCGGAGACAGAUUCAGCAGAAAUACUUACGAAGCUGACGGAAUCACUUGAUGCAAUCGGGGGUAGCUGUUCACGGGGUAUUCCCGAGGAGCUACCGGGCUCCUUCCUCGAUUACGCAUAUCAACAGCAUUCCGCGUUUAUAGCCACGGCGUAUGUGGAGUGCUGCGCCCGUCCAUCAGCAAGCGAUCUCUACCAGUUAUACCAGCGAGUUCAGCCGACCCUGAUCCAGUUUCUAACGAGCGCAUUAGCCAUGUCAGUCGCGGGUAUUGUGCACAGCGAGCAGGGAGGAGGUAUUGUUCAUAAUGUGCAGCUAACCGUGACAACUAGUUCGAGGCCGAAUGUGCCUAUCCUAUCAGACGGGGCGUUUUCGUUCUUGGCACCUCCAGGUACACUGUAUAUCGCAGCGUCUGCGCCAGGUUACGAAGUCGUCUUAGCAGGGGUCACCAAGGGCCCCAGGCCGCUCCGGCUCGAUCCUCUCAUAUUGUCUAUCAACACCGAUUCUGGCCUCUUUGGAGGCUACGAAGGUGUUACCCAAUUGCUCAAAGAAGUCGAACGUAAUUAUCCGACCCACACAAAAUUGACGAGUCUGGGCCGGUUAGGUUCGCACAGCCGCGAUCUAUGGCUACUGGAGCUUAGCUCGGUACCUUCCGGUCCGCAUCACGCACCUCACCAGCCGGAGACCCUAAUUACCGCGGGUCACCUUGGCAACGAUGUGGCAGCUAUUCAGACAGCACUCGGAUUGGCUCGAGUACUUGCUUCGCGCUAUGGAAAAGAUAACCUCAUCACUCAAAUUUUGAAUACAACGAAGGUGUUCAUCGUUCCCAUGGUUGCCGUAGACGAGGUGAUUGACGCGAAGCAAACGGGGAGCUUCGAUUGCAGUCAGGCAAAACAUAAUUACUCUUCCUAUGAACACAUUUUUAAUAAUUCUUCAGAUGGUGUGAGACUGAACGUUGGUAUGUAUUCACAAGGCGAGCAUCCAUCGUCGUUGUGGUCUUUGGCAGCUCUUUCCCAGUGGCUUUCUAGCUCCUCUUCGCAUAUGGUGUCGUCGUUGUCGCUCAAAUCUGGCGCUAACGGAAUUCUGUUCGCCGGACGAAGUGGGCCGGAGGAAAAGGCCGCCUAUAAUCUGGCACGUUCGCUGCGUCGACUUGGCCUACAACUGCAGGAUAUCGAUCGUUCAGGACGUGCCUGCUCGUUCAAGUCGAUUCAUAACAGAAAGGGCAUUAAGGCAGCUCAAAGUGAUAUUCAGAGUGAAGCGUCUCUGGGUAUUCAGGGAACUUUCGAAAGCGCCUUGGCUCAAAACGGAGUUUUUUCCGUGGCCGCCUUUACGUCCUGCUGUCCCGUUCCUUCUGAGGAUCAACGCCGGAUGAUCGCAGAGGCUUUAAAGCCAGCUCUGCUAAAAUUCCUUGCUAUGGUACACGAGGGCAUCGAAGGUCGAGUUGAAACCGCGUCUGGAAAACCCCUCGAGCAUAGUCGUGUGAUCGUCGAUGGGGUGUCACUCAUUAAGCGCACGGAUCACGAUGGCCGGUUCUAUCUGCCGUUGCCAGCGGGACAUUACGCCGUUGAAGUUGUUCAAGAAGGAUUCUUCAACAUGACGAAAUUCGUCACCGUCCUCACCCAGGACCCUCACGUAUCCGUCGUGUUUAGAGUGGACGUUAGUAACUUUCUUAGCAGUGCCUGGUCAACAAUCGCGAUCUUCGUUUUAGUCUUAUUGAUGCUGACCGGCAUGUGCGUGCUGAUAGCGGCGCAGCAAUGGUUCAAUGGGACUCUAUUCGGUCGUGGUGAGCUACUCCGACGUAAAGGAUUUAUGCCAGUAGCGACUUAUGAUGACGCGCGAAACGAUGCUCUAGAGUUUAAAAGCGUAAGAAAAAUAUCGCCUUCAUCGUUCACGAUGCUGAAUGGUAAAACUCUCGGUGGUGCGCCAGCAGGCUAUAGCGACCUGCGAGCGCUGGAGCUGAGCAGCAGUGACGCUGAUAUCGACGAGAUUUACCGACCAGAGUUCAUAAAUGGAGGGAUUCGAAGGAAUAGAAAUUCUUAAUAAUAGUUAUACAUACGGAUAAAUAUAUGCAUACAGAGAAGGGGGAGUUCGUCGUUGAGUUCAUUGAUGGAGUGGCAGCUUAAAAUGUAAUCCCAAUAUGAAAAAUCAUUCCUCUCAUCCCGGAACGAGGCCGUGGAUGGAAUCACGCUGAGAUAUAUUAAGCCGAGACAGUACACGUAGUUCUGGGUUCAUAACACGACAACUUUAAUGCAACGCAAAGAACGGAACGCUCAGUUGAAUCAGAUGCUUCAACUGAAUCAGAUGGUUCAGCUGAAUAAGGUCAGCGAUCAUCUUCUCAGCGAUCAGUGAUAAAUAACGUGGAGAUAUUGAUUUUAGUUGUUUCAUCGACGACCGCUUUCAGUCCUCCUUUCGAGCAGAUCUCUCGUUAUAGGUCGUCACAAACAUGACAGAUUAGAGAAUACUAUUUCAUUAAAUUUUCUAUAGAUAUUUCUGAUUGUGGUUGUGGGAAUUUGGGUAUCUGUACCACAGUGGUGGGCAAAGUGUGGCGCUCAUGAAGAGGAGAAACGUUACGGUAACUUGUGACUACGGAUUCUAAGAUUUUCGUUUCGCAACACAAAUAGCACAUUGACUGCCGAUCAGAAAUAGUAGUUACUUAAUGAAAUGCGUUUAAUUAUUGAGAGAAAAGUGUAGGGGUCAACUCGGUUUGAAUGUUAGCGCUGUCCAGCGGCAGUGCUGCAUCAACGCCCCACGCGUUUUAAAGGACAAUUGAUGAUACCGAUAGUAGAUACGAAUAGUAAUGGUGACGAUGGGGCGGACAGGAGCAGUUCGUCUUUAGGGUAGGCGUACCAUUUUUGCUUUCGAUUACUCUUUUGCUUGGGUAGUAAAAAAGAAAAACACAACCAUAGCUAGUGUAUAGAGCCAUGACGUUUGUGUUGUAGGCUCAAUUUACCCCGCUACCCGUUACUGUUCGGUAUCGCGUCAUUCAUUAGAACGAGCUGCAUUGAAAACUGUGAAUCGAACGACGACGAACAUCCUAUCUGGCGGACAUGAGUUAAUUUCGGAAUUACUUCGUGAAUUAUAAAGUCCUCUAUGGAGUUUGUCUAGAAAAGGAGGUCUGACAAGUCUAGUGACGGCGGCGAUGACCGACAAUUUCGGCAGGAUCACAGCUCUGCCUGUGCAGAACGCAUCGACGAGAGCGCAUUUUCGUUGCGAUUUAAUCAAGCGGAAGCCGUUUGCCCAACAUUAGAACGGAGGUAAUGCGGAAAAAAAGUCUUCGUAGGUCUUGUUUCACCGAGCCUCUCCGAUAGUUUCCUUCGUCACAGUUGAAUCGCUACUUUUCAUGAUACAAUGCACUUCUAUUGUGAAUUUCUGCAUUUUUUUUUUUAAAUGACAAAAAACGUACAAUAAUGUACAGCGAGUUUCGCUGAGUGAAUGAUUAACAACAAUAACUUUUUCACACAGUUGAACAAUUUCAGUUCAAUCUUUACCCGAGUUCAACAUCUUCGAAAUGCUACAUCAUUUUAUCGAACCCUUACUAUAAUACAGACCUAUUUACACAUCGUGGACAUGCGCACAAAAGCCGGCGAUAACGAAAUCUUUGAGUGUUGAUAAAAAUAGCAGAAUUUUCCAGUAUUGUUACUAUUAUUAAUGUCAUAACAUUAUUAUGGAGCACCAUAUUUGUUGUUAAGUAUGUUUUGCUGGUGCUGCUCUUCUUGUGAUUUUUAUUACUACUAGCAUCAUUAUUAUUACUACCGUAGUUCUUAUAUGCCAACAAGGUCAACCGCUGGGGGUCGUUGUUUCGAGCCCCGUGGACGAGUUUACAUAAACAAACAACGUGAUACAAAGAAUAAAAAAAAAAAAAAAAAAACGCGCCGUUUAGCUAUCAGCGUCCAUGUCCAACGCUGUCUUUCAAUUAUCCUCUAUAUUGUAUAUUACUAUCGAUACGUACUUGUUUAAAAAAAUUAUUGCAAGAGUGGAUUCUGCCUAAUACUUUGUGCACCAAAGCAUUAGAUAGAUCGAGCAAGAGGUAAGCAUUUAAUCACUCGAACAAAAAUUUAUAUAUAUAUAUAUAUAGAAGAAGAAAAACGGAAAUUCGAAGACAUCCGUCCGUGUCUCAACGUUUUCUCUUCAGUUCACCGAAAUCACAGACUCUACCGUACGCAACGAAUCUUCUUCCAGAUACAAGCCAACACAAAACGAAAUAAAUAUAGUUAAUAUAGGACUUGUACUAAUGUGAUACCAGCCAAUAUAGAAUUAACUUUAAGUUCCAUUAUAAAUGACUCUGCUGUUGCUCAAGGA